This is a messenger RNA of Magallana angulata, 2401 nucleotides long. RefSeq names its product organic cation transporter protein-like. Gene Ontology annotation, biological process: transmembrane transport. The record is from RefSeq and is a predicted model, not a curated record. NCBI's taxonomy places the organism in Eukaryota, Metazoa, Mollusca, Bivalvia, Ostreida, Ostreidae. Gene Ontology annotation, molecular function: transmembrane transporter activity. Gene Ontology annotation, cellular component: membrane. The transcript is spliced from 11 exons. Bases 663 to 2348 code for a protein of 561 amino acids.
AACCCUCUCAACUAUUCAGUCAAUCAGGCAAAAAUAAAAAUAGAGAUAUAUUGUAAUAUUUAAGUUAAAAGUGUGGAUCUUCACUCAUUUUAUCUGACUGAUUUGUUGCAUUUUGUCUAUUCAUAUAAACUAAAAGCAAAUGAUAAUUUUCUCUCUUUUUUGCGUUAUUACCUUAUGAUUUUGUUUUAUCUAUGAUGGAAAAUUUCCAUUAAGAAUACAAGGAUAUGUAUUUAUCUUCUAAUAGUACACAGGCGCUUGAUCUCAGUAACUCGGUCAUUGAUAACCUUAUUUGGAUAAACUUCUGAUGAAUUGAACGCGUUUGAAGAAAUAAUUGUUUUGAAAUAUCCUCAUGAUGCUUCAUGGUUGUUUUGCAGUCAACAACAUUACAUCUACUGGUUGCUGCAAUUUGGAAUAAUAUAUACAGUUAUAAACUAAAAGAGUUCUCAAUGUCUUACUUUGGAAAACUAAUAUACUAAAUAGUUUUUAUCUGAUACUCAAGAUAAUGUACCCAACAUUCUUUUAUACUAUUAACGUUUGAUGUGAAUUUUAGCUCACCUGGUAAAUUAAAUGGCCUGUUACUUGAUCACGGUUUGAGUGCCUUUUUGACUAUCUGUAUUUCAACUCCUUAUUGAAACUUCAACCAGACGUGAUAAUUAAAACUGAUGGAACAAAACUUGGACGUCGACGAGAUUUGGAGAACGUUGAAGCCAUGGGGACGCUAUCAGAUUAAACAAAUGUGUUUUAUGUGGGCUGUUAUGCUACCAUGUUCACUGCAUCUGCUGGCGGUGGUUUUCAUCGGAUACAGACCCGACUUCCAGUGCGCCGAAAUCUCGCCGGCCAAUCAGAACAGUUCUAUCAAUUCUACUUAUGAUGUCACAUAUGACGAAUGUUCGGUGAUGAUGUCCUACAACCAAUCCAAUUUCUCUCAGACGAUCACUUCCUGUCCAAACGGCUACAAGUACAAUGCUCACGACGACAUCUCCUUUGUUACGGAGUGGGGACUUGUGUGCGGCGAAUCUGCCAAAGUGGACAUUUCUCAGUCCCUCAUGCUCCUGGGUCAAGGUGUGGGCGGCUUCCUGUGUACUGGUCUCUCCGAUAAGUUCGGCAGAAAGACCGUGCACAUCAGCUCUCACAUCCUUCUCUUUGUUCUAUGCCUUGUCACUGCGUUCAUCCCCUCCUAUAUAGGAUUCGCCAUUCUCAGAUUCUUCACUGGUAUGGCUGUAGAGGGUUUGUUGUUGUCCGGCGUUACCCAGUAUGUAGAAACACUUCCGAUGGAGUGGCGAUUCUGCGCAGAAGUCAUUGGACUCGUCGCCUGGACGACAGGAAUUGUGAUGCUUACUCCCCUAGCUUACAUCAUGCAGACCUUUUCCUGGAGAUACCUUCAACUUCUCCUGGCACUGUUCUCUGUGUACAGUCUGGUAGAAUACUGGCUCUUUGACGAAUCUCUUAGAUGGCUCAUGGCAAAUGGUCGUUUGGACGAGGCAGAAAAGGUGGUGCGGAAGGCUGCUAAAAUGAACAAAAUGUCUUUUGAUAAAGUCAUUAGUAUCGUCAAAGCUAAAAUGAUUGAAAUGGAAGCUCUGGACAAAGAAAAUGGUUCUAUACAGGUUGCAUCUGACCCCGAUGUUGUGGUUGAAACCUACAUUCCUAAAAAUACGGAAGUCAAGAAGUAUUCAAUGGCUGACAUUUUACGGGAUCGGUUGAUUUUUAUCAAUUCUGCCAUCAUAUGGUUCCUAUGGGUGACGAACAGUCUAACGUAUUACGGACUGAAUCUGAUUUCUACCACACUGUAUGGAAACCGUUUCGUGAACUUCUUUCUUCUAGGCGCCAUUGAAUAUUUCUCAGCCCUGACUGAAUUUCUUCUGUUAAACAGAAUUGGAAGGAAGAAGACUUUGAUUUUCCUGAUGGGUAUAUCUGGGAUAUCUCUUCUAAUCUCUACACUUAUAUCAACAUUAAGAGGGGACAGUUCGGCUCUGGGCUACCUGGCGACGUCAUUGGUCCUGGUUGGAAAGUACGGUAUUACCGGAGCGUUCAGUUCCGUCUUCCUGUAUACAUCAGAGCUAUACCCCACCAAUCUAAGGAAUUCUGGUUACGGAUAUGCCUCUGUUUUUGCCAGAGUUGGUGGUGUUUUAGCUCCUUUUUCAAGUACUUUUCACAGCUACGUGGCGUGGGGACCCGGUGUGGUAUUCAGCACCAUGUGCUUUCUUUCCGCCAUUAUGAUAUUUCAUCUACCGGAAACACGUGGACGAGAACUUCCUACCAGUAUAGAAGAACUUAAAAUGUGGUAUAAAGAACACAGUGGAAUCCAAAAUUCUGGAACCAAAGUUAAAAAAGAAAUUGCCCAUACAUAAAUGAAGUUAAUUACACAGUUCGUGGAAUAAAUUAAAUUAAAUAUGCCACUUUU